UGUCGGCCGACUCCAUCGAGGAAGCUGUCACUGCACUCCUUUCGUGGAGCCCCCACGAUGCCACGAUGCUGCAGCCCUCACGCUUGUGGCUGCAUACCAAAAUCGUUCGCACAGUUCGACAGUUCGACAAACUUUGAGUUUUGACCAUGAGCAAGCGGCCAGCCAAACGCACCAGGCACGAAGAGCCUGACAUUAACCAAGUGGCCGUUGCUCUGGCCCACAUGGCUGUCACCGAACAGACGGAAGUAGAGGCUUUGCGGGCAGAGAUCGAGCAGUGCAAGGCGGAGGCGGCAAAAUGUAAGGAAGAGGCGACAACAUACAAGGAAGAGUUAGAAUGGACCAAGGAGACCCUGACGGUCAUUGAUCGGGCGAUUGAAGAUAAUGAAGUGGCUGGCCAUUUUAGACGCAUCAACCAAUGGCAGAAAGACUACACGGAUGCGUACUCGGCUGACAGAGACAACUGGCAGAUCCUGUUCGCUUGCAUGAAGGAGGAGCAAGGAGAUCCUGGCUGCCUUCAGGUUACCUCCCAUUUGCGUUGGCAGAGAUAG
Messenger RNA from Seminavis robusta, 548 nucleotides. The record is from the annotation of a GenBank genome assembly. NCBI's taxonomy places the organism in Eukaryota, Bacillariophyta, Bacillariophyceae, Naviculales, Naviculaceae.